Messenger RNA from Paramecium sonneborni, 839 nucleotides. Lineage: Eukaryota; Ciliophora; Oligohymenophorea; Peniculida; Parameciidae. The record is from the annotation of a GenBank genome assembly.
UUAUGGACCAAUACCUUAAACAAUUCAAAAGUACUGAAUUAAUUUAACUCACUCUCUCUGGAGUUGUAGGCUUAAUCAUUUGUUUAAUGGCAUCUGCUAUUGGUAAUGCUGUACUUGUUGAAAUUAGCAUCAAUAUCAUUUUUUCAGCAGUAAUUAUAUCUCAUAUUUAUAGUAUUUUGGAAUUUGCUUUAUUAUUAUUGGAAUCUUAUUACUUAUUAGAGUUAAUAAUCUACCUGAAAAUACUCAAUUACAUUCAAAUAAAAAAUUCUUAUAAUAUUUUGGAAUCAUGGUUCUCACUUCAGGAAUUAUUUGUUUCUGUCUUGAAAGAGAUUGGUAAUAUUCAUUUCAUAUAAUAUUCAGGAAUAAAACUAUGGGUUAUUACACUAAAAUUCCGCUUUACAUUAUUUUAGGUGUUUCACUUAACUUUACUUUAAUCUUUGGCUUUGUUGAUACCAUUAAUUUUCUCAUUGGAUUCUUCUAAUAAGCAUGGUAAAGAACUUUAGUUGAAACACCUAAUCAAAUUAUUUGUACUCUUUUCAUUAGUACACUCAUUGGAUUUAUCUAUGGAUUAUUCUUUAGUGCUAUGGAUAUUGAAGUAUUUAAAAUAUCAUAUAUAAGGAUAUUAGAAAUUUUAAUAAACUAGAAAGUAGAUUGAUUUUAGAAGAAAAACUAUGUAUGCCCAUCGUAGGACUUUUAGGUCUUAUAGGUGGCGUAGCAAAUGAGUAUCUAAGAAUUCGAGGAGAUAAAUAUAUGCCUUAUACCUUUGAAACAGUUAAAGAUCCUUUUACAGAAGAAAUCUGAUAUUCUAUUAAAACUCCUUUUUGUGUUUUAUUGUUACA